GCCAUGACGACCUCGUCUCCCUCUCAGGUGCGACAGAACUACCACCAGGACUCUGAGGCCGCCAUCAACCGGCAGAUCAACCUGGAGCUCUAUGCGUCCUACGUCUACCUGUCUAUGUCUUGCUACUUUGACCGAGGUGACGUGGCCCUGAAGAACUUUGCCAAGUAUUUCCUGCACCAGUCCCACGAGGAGCGGGAGCACGCUGAGAAGCUCAUGAAGCUGCAGAACCAACGCGGUGGCCGCAUCUUCCUGCAGGACAUCAAGAAACCAGACCUCGAUGACUGGGAGAGCGGACUGAAUGCAAUGGAGUGUGCUUUGCACUUGGAAAAAAAUGUCAAUCAAUCCUUACUGGAACUGCACAAGCUGGCAUCUGACAAAAAUGACCCCCAUUUAUGUGAUUUCAUCGAAACCCACUACCUGGAUGAACAGGUAAAGUCCAUCAAACAACUGGGUGAUUACAUAACCAACCUUCGCAAAAUGGGGGCUCCUGAUUCUGGCAUGGCAGAAUAUCUUUUUGACAAGUACACCCUUGGAGACAGUCACAACGAGAGCUAAGCCACACCUGGCUUCCCCCACACCUGGGAACUGUGGGCAACACUCCUCCUGUCUUUCAGUGCAUGCAUAUUUUGGUUAUCUGACCUUUUCAUAAUCUGUACCAAAAAAUUACCACCAUUUACAUCCCAAUAAAGUGACUUGAU
Messenger RNA from Dromiciops gliroides (monito del monte), 698 nucleotides. RefSeq names its product ferritin heavy chain-like. NCBI's taxonomy places the organism in Eukaryota, Metazoa, Chordata, Mammalia, Microbiotheria, Microbiotheriidae. The record is from RefSeq and is a predicted model, not a curated record. Gene Ontology annotation, biological process: iron ion transport; intracellular iron ion homeostasis. Bases 4 to 555 code for a protein of 183 amino acids. Gene Ontology annotation, molecular function: ferrous iron binding; ferric iron binding. Gene Ontology annotation, cellular component: cytoplasm. The transcript has a single exon.